CCGGAUCACAAACACCAAAACCCAUUGCCCUCUUCAGAUUCUGCCUCAACGAUUCGGUUUACAACAGUUAUGCCAGGUUUGAUCUUUUGAAUUCCCUUCAUUAUUCUGUUCUUGCUAAAAAGAUGUUCACGGCUUGAUAAUGCAAAAGCGGAGUUACUUUUAUGGUUUAUUUGCGAAAAGGGUAUGCAAAAUUCUCACCUCUACUUUCUUCCAAUUGGGUAUAUUUCUCUUGUAUAGUAGUUUGCUGAAAAUAUCUUUGGAAUUGACUAGGAAGGUUGAAAUGGAAUAAAGAGUGGGGGUUUCUUGAUUAGUGAAAGUAAUUUGAGAGUGCUUAGGAAAAUACCCAGAUUGUUGUUGUUGAAUAUAUAAAGUGAAUUGUUGAUGGAGACUUCAGUUGAAGCCUGCCUAGUUUAUGUUUCUAACCUUGGGAAACAAAGAUUCUUUAUGUGAUUGGAUGCCUGGUAAUAAAAAUUUGGCAGAUGCCUUCUAGAUGUGAUGAUACUUUUCUUCUGAGUGGAUGCAAAGUGGCUGAGGGCUCAUGCCCUCCGUUACCAAGAUCUGGUUCUCAACUGUCAUCUGUGAGUUUUCUGUCCGAAAUCCCUGUCCCUGUUUUUGUUUUCAGUAGGAGGAAGAAACGACAAGGCAGCAUUGACAAUGGUAGUGCUUCUGUUGCCAACUGUUGUGCAGAGGCCCUAGUGAAUUCAAAUAGAAGUGGGGAUUGCCUCUCUGUUGUCAGUUCGGGUGCUCUUUCAGUGGCAACAUUGGAGCGAAAUGGAGUUUCUCAUGUUGAAUAUAGAAAUGUAGCUGUGGGAGAUACUGUGAUGCCUCUUGUAUGCAAUAGAGAACCUCUCAGUUUAAAAUAUGAAUUUGCUAAUGGAUGUUCGGGUUUGAAUGACCAUAGUUUUGAUGAUGUACAUAAAACCGUUAUGCAGAAAACUAUAGAUGUUGACAGUAUAAAUGAUAGCUGUUCAUCGUCAAAGUCAACUCUGAAUCUUUUACUUGCUUCUACGAAAGGUGAGGUGGAUGAAAAUGCUGAGUGCACUUCCUCUAGUAUAAUAGCUGCCGAAGUUGUGAGGGUAGAUCUAUUUGAGAAAGGUAAGUGGCUCCCUGUACUUCAGAAGAAGAAUGUUGAGGAAGUUGGGAUAUAUAGGGCUUGUGCUAAUGAGGAAAUUUUGAAUAGAAGUGGUAGUAGGUGUUCCAGGUUAUGCAAUAUUUGUGGCCGUUCAGGAACAGCACAAAAGAUGCUAAUCUGUGACAGUUGUGAAGAGGCAUUUCAUAUGCGUUGCUGCAAUCCCAAGGUAAAGAAAAUACCUGUUGAUGAGUGGUAUUGUAUUUUGUGUAUGAAAAAGAAGCGGAUAAUGCUCAAGGAGAUAAUUGCAAGAAGGCCUUUUAGUAUCACUGGUGGAAUGGGUAGAGACAGAGAUGUAUCAACUAAAUGGGAAGUCAGUCCAAUAGAAUUAAUGUUGGGAGAUGCUGAGCCUUAUAGAAUUAGUGUCCGAAUUGGAAAAGGUUUUCAAGCAGAACUUCCUGAAUGUUCUGGUCCAAUUGAUAAUGAUGUUGAUACCAUUGGUGAACCACUAAACUUGGAUAUUUCAGAAUUUACUGAUUUACAUGAAAUGAAUUGCAACAAGUCAUCUAAAGUAAGCUCAAUAGGGAACUGGCUUCAAUGCAGAGACUUCAUAGAAGCUGUAGGAGGCAGUAAAGGAACCAUCUGCGGAAAGUGGCACAGGGCUCCGCUUUUUGAAGUCCAAACCAAUGAUUGGGAGUGCUUCUGCUCUGUGCAUUGGGAUCCAUCCCAUGCAGAUUGUUCUGUACCUCAGGAGCUUGAAACUGAUCAAAUUUUGAAGCAACUCAAGUAUAUUGAGCUGUUGAGGCCUCGACUAUCAGCUAAACGGAGGAUCUGCACUUCUAUGAAACGGCAAGGAUGAAAUGAGAAAUGCACAACAUUAUGUUGCUUUGGAGGGUUACAUUUGUACGGAUUCUGUACAUCAAACCUUCACAAGAUCUUGUACAUUAAGAGUCAUUACAAAACCAAUGAUCUCAGUUUUGGAAUUAGAUAAAUCUUCCCUUAGCAGUUAAACCCACUUCCUAUUGUAUUGUAUUGGAGAGAAUCAUCAAUCAAGAGUAGUGUUUUGAAUUGUCUUCAUUCUUCAAAUU
Messenger RNA from Hibiscus syriacus, 2157 nucleotides. RefSeq lists its product as uncharacterized. Gene Ontology annotation, biological process: chromatin remodeling. Lineage: Eukaryota; Viridiplantae; Streptophyta; Magnoliopsida; Malvales; Malvaceae. Gene Ontology annotation, molecular function: zinc ion binding. The record is from RefSeq and is a predicted model, not a curated record. The coding region runs from base 480 to 1928 and encodes 482 amino acids. The transcript is spliced from 6 exons.